Molecule: messenger RNA, 1363 nt
Organism: Hydra vulgaris (swiftwater hydra)
Lineage: Eukaryota; Metazoa; Cnidaria; Hydrozoa; Anthoathecata; Hydridae
Product: protein Njmu-R1
Cellular component (GO): trans-Golgi network
Source: RefSeq, a predicted model, not a curated record
CUCCGACCUAAUACACGGUUGUUUUUUUUAGAGGUCGAUAAACGACGACACAGUCGUUUUGUUUACAAUUUCGCUGUUACAAUUUUGUUCAGUCCUAUGAUUAAAAUUACAUUAAAAUUAUAAGAAAAAUAAAUUGAUGUUAGUUAUGGCGUCUUCUGUUUCAAGGAUGUUGCAUUGGCAUGCAGUAUAUAAGAUUUCAACUGUUUCUAGUCCUACUCAUGAACUUAGCAGUGAAAAUGAUGGUUAUGAAAUGGUACAAAAUAAAUUUUCUACAAACAAGAGAUUGUCAUUAUUAAUGAGUAAUAUGAAGCCUGAAGAUGAGACUUCACUUAGAUCUAUACUUCUGAAUAAGUUGAAUAAAUUUGAAACAUUAUCUACAGGAAGUGAAGUCAUUUCAGUUGAUUCUUUUUUGAAUCAGAAGCCUAGUCAAAUUUACUAUAACACAAUUUUUCACACAUUAAGUAAUGCUAUUGAUUUUCAAGUUCCAUUAAAUUGCUUUUUUUUGGUGAGUUUUAUGGUUGAAACUGAAUCUGGUUUUGAACUUUUUCAAAAAGACCUUGAUGAUUACUGCAACUCAUUAUUGCUGUCUUUAGAAAAGUAUAUGGAAUCAAUUGAUGUCAGUGAAUAUCUUACAUUAUUAGAUGAAUGGUAUGAUUCAAAGGUAUGUUUUAUCGAACGAUGCUUGCAGUAUUUUUCAAAAGAUUUGGCAUUGUUGUUAUGUGCUAGCUUUUGUAGCAUCAGUGUGACCAUUGAUCCAAAGAUACCUGAUUGUGUGAAGAAAGACAUUCAAAGAUUUCUUGAGUGUUCAAGUUUAUCUUUAUUGUUUGAUGAGAUAAAUGUACAGAAUUCAAAGUAUCUUCUUUCUUUAAACGAAUCUCAAGUUUUACAUGUUUCAUUAAAUUCCGAAGAAAACAGUUAUUCAAUAGUUCAAGGAAAUAUCACAUCAUAUACCACACCAUUUGCAUUUAACUGUAUUAGGUCACUUGAAGAAAUGAAAUUUAAUAAUCCAAUUAAAAUGAGACAAUUAAUUGAAAAUUAUAAAGUUAAGAUUAUUCAAGAUAUUAAUUCAUUUCAUCGUUUAAUCAAACAAGCGGAAAAUGAUUAUUAUGCUCUUUAUAAGGCUUAUAUCUUUAUUGCGUCAAGUGGAAAUGCUUACGUCAUAAUAAAAAAUGCAAGAUUGCAGAACUGCAUCAAUAAUGAGACAAACAUAAAACACUUAUUAAACGUGCUCGAACAGUUCAUUGAAAAGAUGGGAGGGUUUGAUGCUAUAAGUAGUUUAAAAGGAGAGCCUUUACUGUAAUAGAGAUUUUAAAUAUAUAAAAUUAAUAAAAUAAAAAAAAUAAAUCCUUUUAACCUUCUAAAA